GAUCGUCGCUCGGAUUGCCACCUUGUAUCUAUUCAUUGACUCCAGCCUUGCUGUUAGCGACUUUCUUUAACCAGCUCAACAAUCUGUCCUCGUUUUGCCUCCCUUGUCAUGGCUGACUCGCAGCAUUAUGCCACUCUUUAUCAUGCCGCUACUGCUGGGUAUCCAUCACCUGCUCACCAGGAGCAUCAACCCAAUCAUUACAGUGCAUCUUCACAUUCACCACGCCUCGCUCGUUCCGCCCUUCAACAUCCGUACGACGACUACAGCAUGCAGUCUGGUCUCGGUUCGUACGGUUUAGACAGUUCUCAACCGCCUCCUGAGGAGCAGUGGGACUCUAAAAGCUUCAAAUCAUAUCACUCUCAAACUCAUCUGAACUCUCGGUACGAGAUGGAGCAAGUGCGCGGUGCGCCGCCGCUUCCUUCUGUUCCUUAUCAACAGUCCAACUACCCGCCUCGUUCUCCCGUGGCUUAUGCGCCGGGUUCCCUUCCCUAUUCUCGUCCCAAUGUUUCUUAUCGAGACCCGAGCGGUGGCUGGUCCAAUGCUCACGAGCAGCUCAUGAAGCGACGUUCCGUUCGUCAAGUUCCUCUGCGCGAAGGGAAUCUCGUCCUAGAUAUGCCGGCACCAUCAGGUAUCUUGGUCAGUGGCAGGACAGACGACGAAUUCACACACAUCCGGUACUCCGCCUGCACUGUUGACCCAGAUGAGUUUGUCCGUGCCAAGUACUCCCUUCGACCAUUCCUUUACGGUCGUAAGACUGAGCUCUUCAUUGUUAUGACCAUGUACAAUGAGGAUGAGGAACUCUUCUGCAAGACGAUGAAUGCAGUCAUUAAGAAUAUUGCGCAUUUGUGUGGGAGGAGUAGGAGUAAGACGUGGGGUGCGGAUGGAUGGCAGAAGGUUGUCGUAUGUGUCGUUUCGGAUGGGAGGAGUAAAAUCAACCAGCGGACGCUGAAGGUCUUAACGCUAAUGGGAGUUUACCAAGAUGGUGUCGCGAAGGACACCGUCAAUGGGAAAGACGUUCAGGCGCACAUCUUUGAGUUUACCACUCAGGUGAUGGUCACCUUGAAUGGCGAAGUCUCGCAGGCUCCCUGCCCGAUUCAAGUCAUCUUCUGCCUAAAAGAGCAGAAUAAGAAGAAACUCAACUCGCACCGAUGGUUCUUCAAUGCCUUCGGCCCUUUAAUCAAUCCCAACGUCUGUGUACUUCUAGACGUAGGUACGAAGCCAACUGGGACGUCCAUUUACGAGCUCUGGAAAUGCUUCGACAAACAUCCGAACGUUGGAGGCGCUUGUGGAGAGAUUGCCGUUGACACUGGUCGUGGUUGCUCGCUUUUGCUCACUAGUCCCCUGGCCGCAUCGCAGAACUUCGAAUACAAGAUGUCGAACAUCCUUGAUAAACCCCUUGAAAGUGUCUUCGGAUACAUUAGCGUACUCCCUGGCGCAUUCAGUGCUUACCGGUACAAGGCUCUUCAGAACUUGCCGAACGGGAGCGGACCACUAGCGAGCUACUUCAAGGGCGAGACGAUGCAUGGUGGUGGUAUCCACGGUGCAAGCCUAAAUACUCGUAAUAUGUAUCUUGCCGAAGAUCGUAUCUUGUGUUUCGAGAUUGUGACCAAGAAGAGCGAAUCAUGGGUGCUGAAGUAUGUCAAAUCGGCAAAAGCAGUUACUGAUGUCCCGACUACCGUGCCCGAAUUCAUCUCACAACGUCGACGAUGGCUCAAUGGAAGUUUUUUCGCUGCCCUUCAUGCCACUAUCCACAUGUUCAGAAUAUGGACUUCCGGUCAUGGAGUCUGGCGCAAGUUUGUCCUUCAGUUUGAAUUCAUUUAUAAUGCUGUCCAGAUGAUUUUCGCCUGGACUUCACUAGCCAACUUCUAUCUUGCUGUGAGUGUUUUCUUUUUCCUUGUUCAAUCCGCUACAAUCCCUGGUCCUGAUGACGCAUUCAACUUUCUGGCUAACGGUGCAGGUGCGAAGGUUUUUGAAAUAAUUCUCAAGAUCUACAUUGCCGUCCUGCUUCUCGUGCUCAUCUGUUCCCUCGGUAAUCGACCUCAAGGUUCAAAAUGGACAUAUACCUUUGCCAUAGUCGCAUUCGGCAUAUGUAACAUCAUCGCUCUAUGGUGUGCAGGGUUUACGGUGUAUCUGGCUCUUCCUCACACGGCAACCGGAUGGUCGCAUGUUGGUAAGCUAUUGAAGAAUCGCACGUUCCGCGAUAUCGCAAUCAGUUUGGCGGCGACAUACGGGCUGUAUUUCUUUGGAUCUAUUAUCCACUUUGAGAUAUGGCAUCUUUUUACUAGUUUUGUCCAGUAUUUGUUCUUUUUACCGAGCUAUGUCAAUAUUCUAAUGAUGUAUUCGAUGUGUAAGCUUCACGAUCUCGGCUGGGGAACAAAGGGCGACAAUGGCGCAGCGAAGGACCUAGGUGGCGCCAAGAAAGUCAAAGAUGAAAACGGCAAAGAAGUCAUGGAAGUUGAAGUGAUCACUGCGAAGGAGGACAUUGAUAAGCUAUGGAAAGCGAGCCAGCAUUCGCUGCGUAUUCCGGCACCCGAGGAGAAGCAGCAUCGUGACGCUGCGACGAAGCAGUCUGAUCAUGAUCGGAAUAGUCGGACCAAUGUAGUGCUUGCUUGGAUAGGAACAAACAUGAUCAUGGUCAUUGCGUUCACCUCCCAAUUCUUCAAUGACUGGGCUGCGAAGCACUUCACUAGUAGUACAGGAGUCAUCAACCCUUAUCUUAUCAUGCUUUUCUACGCUCUUGCUGGUUUGAGCGUUGUUCGAUUCACGGGCUCCGUUCUUUAUGUCAUAUUCCGAUUAUUCGGUCAAUGAAAAGGUCCAAACGCUUUUUCAUUACUUAUCGUUCGUUUGUUUCUACUAUUUUUCAUCCUGGUCUUUUUUUCGCUCGUUCUUCGUUUCGAUUAUGUAUCCUUAAGAGGCUUGCUUUGUGAUCUCCUGGCGAGGCUGAUGAUUGCCGUUCAAACGUGGUCCAUUUAAUAACGAUUAUUUUGUUCAUUCGGGGUGUCGGUACGUUGACACCGCUAGCGGUUU
Messenger RNA from Cantharellus anzutake, 3027 nucleotides. Its product is annotated as chitin synthase 2. Gene Ontology annotation, molecular function: chitin synthase activity. The record is from RefSeq and is a predicted model, not a curated record. The coding region runs from base 109 to 2808 and encodes 899 amino acids. Gene Ontology annotation, cellular component: cell septum; cell periphery. The transcript is spliced from 26 exons. Lineage: Eukaryota; Fungi; Basidiomycota; Agaricomycetes; Cantharellales; Hydnaceae.